AUGUCACCCGAAGACCCAUUCGCAGGAAUCAACCCUGCGCGCCUGGCGCUCAUGCAAUCGGGGCCUUCUCGUGCGGCCGACCACGCACCGGCAGCAGGCCGACGAGGCGGUAGAGGCGGCGGCGGGGGCGGCAGAGGCGGUGGAAGAGGCUUCACGACCCGCGGAAAGGGCAGGAAGGGGUAUGGGCGGAAUGCAAAGUCGGGCGAUAAUGCUAACGACAUUGCGAUUGCGUCGCCGCGGCUCGCGCUGUCUGUUGAGCCUGAAGCUGCUGCGGAGGUGGAGACGUCGGCGCUGCAGAGGAGGGCUGCGCUGAAGAACGGUAACGGUGGGCCACCGGCGAGGAAGGAGAGUGCGCCCAAUGGCACCGCUGCGGGGGAGAAGAAGGAGGCGGAGACGGAGGGACGGGAGAAGAAGAGGAAGAGGGAGAGGGAGGAGGAAGUCGAGCCGGUGAAGGAGAAGAAGAAGUCGAAGAAGUCGAAGAAAUUAAAGACGGAAGAGACACCAGCUACGAAUGGCACCUCGACCAACGGCACCUCGGAGAAGAAAGAGAAGAAAGACAAGAAAUCCAAGAAGGACAAGAAAGAUAAAUCCCCAGCCUCCACCGACUCCACCGACUCCACCGACAGCCCAGAGCCAAAGCUCUCAAAGGAGGAGCGGAAGGCCGCUAAGAAGGCCAAGAAGUCAGAGGAGGAUUCUCCAGAGAAGUCGAAAUCGAAGCGGAAGACCGAGAAAGAGGACUCGAACGGCGGCGAAAAGCGCAGGAAGGUAGAGAAGGAGGCGGCGACCCCGGUAAAGGAAGAUAAGGAGGAGAAGAAGGACAAGAAGGACAAGAAGGAGAAAAAAGACAAGAAUGAGAAGAAGGAUAAGAAGGAGAAGGAAGAAAAGGUAGAGAAGGAAGAAAAGAAAGACAAGAAAGAAAAGUCCGCCGACAAGUCCGAAAAGAAAGAUAAAAAGGACAAAAAGGAAAAGAAGGAAAAAUCCGACAAGAAGCAGAAGCCCACCACCUCCUCAACCCCCGAACCCAUCACCACCACCGCCGCAAGCACCGUCUGGGACGCCUCCGAGCUCAGUGGUGACGCCGCCCGAAAGUCCAAGUUCCUCCGCCUGCUCGGCGCCAGCCCCGCCGCCGCCGCCACCGCCGCAAUCGCGAGUAGUACAGCCAAGGACUCUGUAUCAAAGAGGGAGAAGGAGCUCGAGAAGCAGUUUGAGACGGGGAUGAAGAUGAAGAACGAGCAGGGCGCGAAGAAGAGGGGGCUGGGAGCUUUGUAG
Messenger RNA from Morchella importuna, 1269 nucleotides. RefSeq lists its product as uncharacterized. Lineage: Eukaryota; Fungi; Ascomycota; Pezizomycetes; Pezizales; Morchellaceae. The coding region runs from base 1 to 1269 and encodes 422 amino acids. The record is from RefSeq and is a predicted model, not a curated record. The transcript has 3 exons.